CGGGGAGCCCUGCCCUGCGCCCCGCGCCCUGCGCUCGCUCGGGGAUUUAACCCGCGCCCACCCGCGCGCCCCGUGCGGAGAUCGCGGCCGCGCUGGCGCUGCGCGAGAUGAGGUUUCUCCUGAGCACCCUCCUGCUCCUGCCCUUGCUCCUCCUCUUCUGCCUGGAGUCGCUCAUUAAGCUCUUCAUCCCCAAGAAGAAAAAAUCAGUCGCCGGAGAGAUCGUCCUCGUCACUGGCGCUGGACACGGCAUCGGGAGACUCACUGCCUAUGAAUUUGCCAAACGUAAAAGCAAACUGGUUCUCUGGGAUAUCAAUAAGCAUGGCAUCGAAGAAACAGCCGCUGAAUGCAGGAAGCUGGGUGCCCAGGCUCACGCCUUUGUGGUCGACUGCAGUAACCGAGAAGAUAUCUACAGCUCUGCCAAGAAGGUGAAAGCAGAAAUUGGAGACGUUAGUAUUUUAGUGAAUAAUGCUGGUGUGGUCUAUACGUCGGACUUGUUUGCUACCCAAGACCCUCAGAUCGAAAAGACUUUUGAAGUCAAUGUACUUGCACAUUUUUGGACUUCAAAGGCGUUUCUCCCCGCCAUGAUGAAGAGUAACCACGGCCACGUGGUCACCGUGGCUUCGGCUGCUGGACACACGGUGGUCCCUUUCCUGCUGGCUUACUGCUCCAGCAAGUUCGCUGCUGUUGGAUUUCACCGAGCUUUGACCGAAGAACUGGCUGCCUUAGAACGAACUGGAGUCAAAACAACGUGUCUCUGCCCGAAUUUCAUUAACACUGGCUUCAUCAAAAACCCAAGUACCAACUUGGGACCUACCCUGGAGCCUGAGGAAGUGGUCAACAAGCUGAUGAACGGCAUCCUGACAGAUCAGAAGAUGAUUUUUGUCCCAUCUAAUAUCCGCUUCUUAACAGUGGUGGAAAGGAUCUUUCCUGAACGUUUCCUGGCACUUUUAAGACAAAGGCUCAAUAUUAAGUUUGAUGCCGUUGUUGGAUAUAAAGUGAAAGGACAAUAAAUACCAGGUUUUCUUGAAAAGUGAUUUAUCAAGUUUAAAUUGAUUCCAUCAAGUAUUAAUCAGAAUUUGAAUACUUUUACCUUGGUUUUUCCUAAUUCUUCUUCUUCAGUAUCACCCUUUGGAUCCCUUGCAGUACUCAUUUAUUACCACUUGUUAUUUGGUGUCAAACUAGUUUCAUGUAAUACAAACACACACCUUGGAAGUUGUUCUUAUGAAUAAAAAGAACAAUUUCACAGCAAUAAUUCCCCACAUUUUAUGGCUCACCUAAAAGCUUGCAAAUGUUAUUCUAUAAAUGUUUACGUGAAGAUACGUUAUCUUUUAAGGGCUCUGAAACUGUAUGUAAUUCACAUUUCCUUUUAUAUUCUAUUCAAAAUCAGAAGCUUUAAGUUCUUUAAAUGUAACAAAGGACUGGACCAAGGAACGUGUCACAGGGAAUUUCAUAAGUCUCGAAUGUUUCCUCCUGCAUGGCGGCCCUCAGUUUCCUGAGAGAUACCUCAUAUUCUAACCCCGAGCAUUUCAGACAAGGAAACUAGACUUGGAUACGUCUUGCAAGUAUAAAAAGCGUCUUUGAGGUCUAAGGCUGAGAACCAGGAGAAUGUACUUAUAAAUGGCAACCGUAAUAAAGGGACCAAAUCUACA
Chinchilla lanigera (long-tailed chinchilla) is the source of this 1649-nucleotide messenger RNA. RefSeq names its product hydroxysteroid (17-beta) dehydrogenase 11 (gene Hsd17b11). The record is from RefSeq and is a predicted model, not a curated record. Lineage: Eukaryota; Metazoa; Chordata; Mammalia; Rodentia; Chinchillidae. Gene Ontology annotation, cellular component: lipid droplet. Gene Ontology annotation, molecular function: oxidoreductase activity, acting on the CH-OH group of donors, NAD or NADP as acceptor.